Messenger RNA from Scomber scombrus (Atlantic mackerel), 4743 nucleotides. It is a transcript of the gene foxk1, whose product is annotated as forkhead box K1. The record is from RefSeq and is a predicted model, not a curated record. The transcript is spliced from 9 exons. The coding region runs from base 623 to 2689 and encodes 688 amino acids. Gene Ontology annotation, molecular function: DNA-binding transcription factor activity, RNA polymerase II-specific; RNA polymerase II cis-regulatory region sequence-specific DNA binding; protein binding. Gene Ontology annotation, biological process: regulation of transcription by RNA polymerase II. Lineage: Eukaryota; Metazoa; Chordata; Actinopteri; Scombriformes; Scombridae.
AGUAACAGGUACAAGAAAUUAGGUGCAGUCCUUGGCAGUGCAAAGAGCUAAUAAAUUAAAAAAAAAGAAGAAACACAUAAAAAAAAACUAUAUAAAAAACACAUAACACAUAAAACAGUAUAAAACAACCCACUCACUCGUCCACAUAACAAUAUUGCACAGUCCUUAAAGUGCACAUCCACUGUAGUCAAUUCCUCAAAAUCAAAAUAUAACUACUUAAUCACUUGUUAAAACUAACUAAAACCGAACUGAAAUUAUUAUUAUUUUUAAACUAAUUAAAAUGAAAACCUAAUGAAAACCUAAAAACUAUAACAACCCUUUAUCCAGUUUGGAUAUGUUGCCCAUCCAUUGACACUUGUAUGAUUCUCUAUGUGAGGGCAGUUUUUACGAGGAGGCCAUGAACACACCACCAGUCCGGUUCCUGCGGGCGCUCCGUUCCUCAUCUUGCACCGACCCGGACUCCAUGUUGUUCAGAGACAGCCACGGAGCGAACAAGUGCCCUGGCCGAAAACUCUCACGUUGCAAACUCUUGUGUGUGUGUGUGUGAGAGUGUGUGUGCGAGAAGUAAAGUGUGUGUGUGAGUGUGUUUGUGCGUGUGAGUGUGUUGACCCUCUGAAAGAAGAUGGCAGACUACCGGGACGACACCGGAGCUCGAGCCCUGCUUGCAUUACAGUCAGCACCGUGCAGCCCUGUGCGUGUCGCGGUGACCUCGCACCUCGGCUACCACCAGCCCUCUCUCGCCCUGUUGGGUCCUCCGCUGAUGGACGGCCGCAACGACGGCGGGCUCCGUCCCGUACGCCUCAUGUCCCCUCCUCCGCAGGCCCUGGCCAGACUCGAGGGCCGGGACUUUGAGUUUGUCAUGCGCCAGAGGACGGUCACCAUAGGCCGGAACUCCUCUCACGGCUCCGUGGACAUCAACAUGGGUCACUCGAGCUUCAUUUCACGGCGACACUUGCAGAUCAUCUACGACGACGCCACCGGCUUCUCCCUCCGGUGUCUGGGCAAGAAUGGCGUGUUCGUUGACGGGGUGUUUCAGCGGAGAGGGGCCCCGCCGCUGCCGCUGCCCAGAGAGUGUAUGUUUCGUUUUCCCAGUACAGUCAUCAAGAUCCAGUUCAUGUCUCUCCUGGAGCUUGAGGAGCACAGAGAGAAGGAGCAUCCAUCUCCUCCCCCUCGCCCGCUCCUGCCCCACAUUUCCCCUCUCAAAAUCAGCAUUCCCACCAUGCAGCAGCAUGAAGAACACAUCAGGGCGUUCGGCUCUCCGCUGCCGUCGCCCACGGGCACCAUCAGUGUUCCUAAUUCCUGUCCGGCCAGUCCACGAGGGGCAGGGUCAUCGGGGUACCGCUAUGGACGCAACGUGACCUCUGACCUCCAGUUAGCAGCUGAAUAUGCUGCCAAAGCUGUUUCCGAGCAGAGACGAAGCAUUGUUGAACAUAGAGGCGGGGGAAGUGAGCAAAGAGGGGAGUCGGCUGGUGGUGACAGCCCCAAGGAUGAGUCAAAGCCACCUUAUUCCUAUGCACAGCUGAUAGUGCAGGCCAUCUCUUCUGCCCCGGACAAGCAGCUGACUCUUAGUGGCAUCUACGCCCACAUCACCAAACACUACCCUUACUAUCGCACCGCAGACAAAGGCUGGCAGAACUCAAUCAGACACAACCUGUCGCUCAACCGUUACUUUCUGAAAGUGGCCCGCUCUCAGGACGAGCCCGGGAAAGGGAGUUUUUGGCGCGUUGAUUCCGCCUCCGAGAGCAAGCUGGUAGAGCAAGCCUUCAGGAAACGACGGCAAAGAGGGGUGGCUUGCUUCAGGACGCCCUUCGGACCCCUCUCCUCCAGGAGUGCCCCUGCAUCUCCGACCCAUCAGGGACUUCUUUCUCCUCCAUCCAGCGGGCUUCAGACUCCUGAAUGUUUGAGCAGGGAGGGCUCUCCUAUCCCUCACGACCACCACGAACAGCUGGCCAACAAACUGGCAUCUGUACCUGAGUAUAGGUACUCUCAAAGUGCCCCAGGAUCUCCAGUCAGUGCUCAGCAUGUCAUCAUGGCAGCACCCCCUCACCCAUCGGUCCUGCCCGCAGGCCUGGGAAAAGCACUUGCUUUAGUUCCAGGUGGCGGCGGCCAAAUCCAGCCCAUCCACCUGCUCCAGAACUCCACUCAGCCCUCUGUCACCAUGCUGCGGGUGGUCACCAGCGCUCCCCCACCCUGCAACCCUCCCAAUGGGUACAGCGCCCCCUCUGUUGGCACUUCUUUGCCAGGACUGCAAGGAGCAGGGGACAGCAACAGUGAGCUCAGAGAAGCCCAGCUGAACAGAGAGCGGGUGAUUCAGACGGUGGACAGUGCGGUGCAGGGCGGGGAUGGACGCAACCUGGGCCCUGGUUUACAUCAACUUCCUGUUCGUGCUGUAACCCAGAAUGGAAAACACACCACUGCUGCUGUUGCCACAGCAACUAGCCUUGCUAAUCCCUCUGGCCUGAGUAGUCCUCUGCAGAUCUUGGCUGCUCAGGCCUCUAGUUCCCCUCCCGUGCUGGUGAGCAGACAGCCCAGUGCAGAAACCUUAGCCGAGCAGCCAGAUGAGCCCCAGGCUAAGCGGCUGAAGAUGGAGGACGAGGGAGGGACUGAAUCUGCUCCGCAUCAAGUCACACCUGCCCAGCAGCCUGUUAUCGUUGCCAUGACAUCACAAACCCACGACCAUAGGAAGUAAAACCCGGGGCUUCUUACAGGUACCUAACGGACAGCCUCCUUAUCAUCCCCUAACUGCUUCGCCUUUUAUACUCAUUUGAUAUGACUGCAGCCGACACGGCCAAAAACAAUGUACAGGCAGCCUCUCUCAACAGAAGGGAAUUUAAUCACGAGGAUCGUAUAUUUUGGUCAGAAAUAGAUGAAAAACUUUCAAAUGUGUACUGAAUUUAAAAAAAACAAUUUUUUUCCAGGAUUUUUCAGCUUUACAGUCUUUUUAAAUGUAAUCCAUUAUUCACUGACAGCACAAACAAGUAAGGACAUUAAGCUUGUGAGAGCAUUAUGCAUAUUAAAAUCACUUCAGCACUACUUAUUCGAUGUGAACGGUGGAGGAUAUCUCAGAUACAACCUUUCCUCUAGUUGAUGGAUCAGAAGCAUCGGUUAUUUUCACUCUCCAGGCCAAAGAACCCUCCUCAUUUCUGAUCAGAUGUGUGUGUUCGGAGAUUUGAACGGCCUACAUUUACAGAGGGAAGCUGUGAUGAUCAUAGAGUUGAUAUAUUGUGUAGUUAAAUUUGUGGACAGUGUGGUAGAGAGGGCUCAGCUGCAUAUCCUCAUAUACCAGGUGGAUGGGGCUUGGGAGACUGUUAAGAAUAUGAUUGUACUCCUCAUGAGGCAGUCCUUGCAGAAUAAAGUGGGAGAAGAAAUCAGAUUUUCUCUCUUCAAAAAAAAAAAAAGAAAAGAUGUUUAUUUUUUAAGGCCAAGACCAGAAUGUGAGUUCUCUCUUCUUCUUGCCUUCUUUGUAAAAGCACUCUUUUUAAAAAAAAAAGAAAAAGAAAAGAAAAGGGGGUUGAGUCUUUUUUUUUGAAGAAGAGAAAUCCAGGAAUAACAAGAGUUCAAACCAGCAGUUUGCAGUUCUCGCUUCACUUCAGCUCGGCUCGGCUCAGUUCGGUUUAUCAGUAUGAAGCUCCUCAGAUUCAGGAUAUUCUGGGCGAUUUGGCAGCAGAUUUGCAGGGAAGAAGGGCAAAAAAAAAAAGAAGAAAAAAAAAAGAGGGCAACUAUUUGGAGUUGACUGAAGUGGAGCUAACCUAAUGUAGACAAACUGAUUGUUGUUUUUAAUUUUUUUUUUCUUGUUUCAGUAGUGGUGAGAGGAGAAAUGAAACAGCCUGUGCGUACAGUUUUGUUUGUUUGUCUUUAGCACAGAAAAGCAUUAUUGUAAUAAUCCUUAAAGCCUUAAAUAUUUCUACUUUUUUUUUUUGUCAUAUUAUUUUAACCUUUAGAGAGCUUUUUUUUUUUUUUUUUAGAAAGUUAACACAGCGCUUUUCUUUAAUAGUACACACGAUCAGCGACACUACAGCGGUGACAGUUACGUUGCAUCAGUAGAACUCGUAUCAGUUUUAUCAGAGGAAGGGCGGGACCAACACACGACCACGAAAAACUUCAUCUGCUCUCGUCUUUUUUCUUUCUUUCUUUCUCUCCGCAAGGUACUUUUCUUUUCACACCUUUUUUUCUACUCUCUGCUCCUCAUUCUUUUGCUUUCACUUCUCCCUCAAGUCAAUUACCCUAUUUUUUUCUCCCCCCUUUCUCCCAAUCUACCUCUUUCCUCCCUCUCUCAGUCUCCAGAGGCAUCAAGCUGUUGGCAAUUCCUGUCACAGACACUGCCUUAAUUAGAUAUUCUUCAGCACUUCCCCCCUCACCCCCCCCUCUCUAAUCUCUCGUUCUCAGUCUGCCUUUAGCUUUUCUAAAUGUCCUCACACAGGCCUCAUUUUUAGCUGGCAAUCAGGCACAAUUUGCGCAAGAUUUCAGUGAUUGUUGUUGCACAUUAUUAGAAAAAAAAAAAAAAAAAAGAUGCGUAAUGAUUGUAUGCUGCUCUAUCUGCUAAAUGACAAAAGCUAUUUAGAAGGUAUUUUUUCUUAUUUUUUACAAAGAAAAAAGAAAAAAUAUUUUGCUAUAUGUAAAAAAAACCCCAGCUGUCAUCAAUACGUAAAACAUUCUGGAAAUAGAGAAGUAUAUGUAUUUUUAAAUGUUCCUGUUUUUGUGAUUUGUUAAAAAUGUGUAGCACAAAUUAAAUUCCUCAUUGAC